Molecule: messenger RNA, 2577 nt
Organism: Colletotrichum godetiae
Lineage: Eukaryota; Fungi; Ascomycota; Sordariomycetes; Glomerellales; Glomerellaceae
Product: OPT oligopeptide transporter protein-domain-containing protein
Exons: 2
Coding region: 105-2486 (793 amino acids)
Biological process (GO): transmembrane transport
Cellular component (GO): plasma membrane
Molecular function (GO): oligopeptide transmembrane transporter activity
Source: RefSeq, a predicted model, not a curated record
GAAAAAGAAGGUCCCUGAUCCCUAAGGCUUGGCCGACUUGGCUCCCGUGUGGCGUUCUCUUCCAAGCAUCUUGGCGAUCAGCCGCCCUGAACGACCUCCACACCAUGUCUCCAUCCCCCAACCAACAGCAACAGGCCGCCGGUGAGCCAAAGACUGGCGGUCUUCACGAUGGCGACGCCAUUUCCGUCAACUCUCCCAGCAACGGCACGCCCGAGAAGAGGUCCAGCGAGCCCGCUGCUCCCUAUACCGAGGGCGACAUGGAAAAGCCGCCUUUUGUGUUCACGACGAAAGCCAACGGCGAAGAAGAAGCAUUUGACGAGGAUGACCCGAGAUUGAAGGACAUCCCGGCCUACGUGCGCCGCAUCGUUUCGCUGCACGAUGAUCCGGAUUUGCCCUGCCUCACGUUUCGAUACUUUCUCCUCACCAUCAUUUUCGUUAUUCCCGGCGCAUUUUUGUCGAUGAUGAGCCAUUUCCGCACGACGUACGCGCCGUACUCCAUUUUCUUCGUCCAGAUCGCGUCGAGUUACUGCGGCCAAUGGCUUGCCAAGAUCUUGCCGGCGUGGGAGGUCAAGGUGCCAUUCACCAAGUUCAGCUUCAACCUCAACCCGGGGCCGUUCAACGUCAAAGAGCAUGUCCUGAUUACCAUUUCCGCGGCAUCGGGCGCAACUUACAACUUGGGAUACACUCCCGUUGCGAUGGCUGAGCUCUAUUUCAACUCCAAGAUUCACCCGGCAGCGGCGAUUUUUUUCAUGUGGGGUAUUGUGUGGACUGGCUAUUCGUUUGCCGCGCUGGCCAGACAGUUCCUGAUCUACGACCCUCAGUUCCCGUGGUUCACGGCGCUUUGCCAGACCGCUCUGUUCGAGACGCAGAAGAAGCAGCGCGAAGCCCCGACGGCUUCAUCCCGCAAGCAGACGAGAGUCUUCUUCUGGGCCCUUCUCGGCAUGACCUUGUGGCAGUUCCUCCCUGAGUACAUCUUCCCUAUGCUCGGAUCUCUGGCCUUCCUCUGCUGGGUGGCACCCAACAACGCAGUCGCCAACUUUGUGGGCUCUGGAUUUGGAGGAAUGGGCUUCUUGAACCUGUCGCUGGACUGGUCCAACAUCUCGACCAACGGAUCUCUUUUCUUGACUCCGUGGUGGACUCAGGUCGUCAUGUUCUGUGGCUUCGCCUGCAGUUGUUGGAUCUUGAUCCCGGCGGCCAAGUACGGUCACCUCGGUGAGUGGCAUGGGCAUUUGAUGUCAAACAGACUCUUCCUCGAGAACGGCACGUCAUACCCAAUCACGAAGUUGCUCACUGCGGAUGUGUCGUUCAAUGAGACGGCUUACGCCGAGUACGGCCCCCCGUUUGUUAGCACCCAGGUCCUGUGGACCAUGUUCUUUGACUAUGCUGCUUAUACGUCAGCUAUUGCAUGGGCUGCUCUCUUCGGCUACAAGACCAUCAAGAGCAGUCUCUCGAAGAUGAUGGAUCGCAUGAGAAACGGUUCGCAAAUCAGCACGCAGUACAACGACCAGCUCAGCAUCCUGCAGCGAAGCUACCAGGAAGUGCCUUUGUCAUGGUUUGCCGCGCUAUUUGCUGCUUCGGCCAUCGCUCUCAUCACCAUCACUGCCACCGGAAACAUGUUCAUCCCCGUGUGGACAUACUUCGUCGCCAUUGGAACUGGCGCAAUCCUCGUCGUGCCGCUUGGCUGGCUGUACGCGCUUAGCAACUUCCAGUUGGCCAUUGGUACCGUCAACGAGCUGCUUUAUGGAUUGAUGGUGAACUCCGUCAGCGGAUUCAAGAACCCGACUGGUGCGUCUGCAUACGGUGCCAUCGCGGGAAAUGCAUGGUACCGCGCGCAACUCAACCUCCAGGACAUGAAGGUCGGACACUACAUGCAUCUGAGUCCCAAGGCAGUGUUCUUUUCUCAGGUUUUUGGAUCAUUCCUCGGCGUGCCCAUCAACUAUGCUGUUGUUCGCUGGGUCUUGGACACCAAGUUCGACUACCUCACGGGUGCCAAGGAAGACCCAGCGCAUCAGUGGACUGCUCAGUCUCUCACCUCCAACCUCACAAUGGGCGUGCAGUACGUCCUCAUCGGUCCCCGCAGACUCUUCCAGCAGCACAUCUAUAAGGUCCUCCCGUACGGCUUCCUUGUCGGCGCCUUCACCCCGCUCCUUAUCUACGGCCUCCACCGCGCCUUUCCCCGUGCCAAGUUCCAGUUGUGGAACUCGACCAUCUUCUUCUCUGCCAUGGCAAGCUUCUACGGAAACAUCAGUACCGGAUACGUGAGCAGCUUGAUCGGUGGUUUUGUGGUCAUGUUCUGGGCCUACCGCUACCGGUACGACCUGUGGGCGAGAUGGAACUACAUCUUGGCUGCUGCUUUCGACGCGGGUUUCAACUUCAACAUGCUUCUUACUUUCCUCUUCUUCGGUGCUGGAAAGAUCGUCACCAUGCCGAACUGGUGGGGCAACGAGGCAUCGAGUUCCGAGCGCUGCUUUGCUCUUGACUCUUGAGUAAGCUUGCUUGAAUCGCUAGAUGCUACUUGUUAUAUUGGAAGAAAUGGUUGAAGCAGGACACCCGAGACACCAACCAAAGGGACCACAA